UAUUUCAUAACAUCUUACCUGUGCAGUCUGGCACCGGGCGAGGUUCACGUGCAGGCACAACAACCGCAGGAUUUUACUUCGUAUGAGCGUCAAAGUUUUACCAAAUUCUUUGCCAAAUUUAAAAACAAGUGCGUUUUGGUAUUAGGACGCGCUCCUGUGUUCGAAAAUAAGUUAAAAGGAGGAGGCGAUAUGGAUUGGAAAUCUGAAAAAGGAGGCCUGUUUCUUUGUUUACUACGCAUGGACAGAAUCAGAUGGACGGAAGAGAAAUGCAGGGUUACUAGAGUUUAGAUGCUAAAGACAUCAGACAGUGUUCAGUUUUCUGCAUCAGAUCAUGAAGGAUCAUUCUGGAAGGUCAUGGCAUCCCCUCUCCUGGUUUUAGCAGAGUCCAAACAUGGAUUUUUAGGAGCUGAUCCACUACGAACAGACACUGGAUAAGGAGCAUCAUCAACAGAAGCUGGUGUAUAAUUUGGGUGGAGGAUGAGGUCCUCUCUGGUGGUGUCUGGUGGAGAGAGAGGGUCUGCGAGCACGAUUGGACGAAUAAGGCAUCUGCUGUGCCAGACUGGGCAUCAUGUGGAUGUGCAGAUGGACGAGGAGCCCGGCGUUUGGCUCAGGAGUUCCAUCUGCUGGAACCUUGAGGAAUGCAGUGAGGACCCGGUGCAGGAGUGGGGAGAGGAGGUGGAAGACGGGGCCAUUUAUGGCAUCACUCUUCACAGAGAACCCAUCCAGCCCCCACCUGAUGCCGCUGAGAACUCUUCUGCCUUCGGCUUCAUGCAGUACCGCACACAGAAGGUCCGCAGGCUAAAAGCAGCCACUCUGGAGCGUCUUGUCACAGAAUUGGUGAACCCGGAGUGCCCUGACCCAGACUACAUGCAAAUCUUCCUCUCCACCUACAGAGCCUUUACCUGCACAAAUGCUCUCAUGGAACUCCUGUUUCAAAGAGAGGACAUGGUCACCAAUCUGGACAACAGUGUCUGCGUUAGAAGUUCUCUGCCUCGUCUGAUCCGGCUAUGGUUAGACGAGUAUCAAGAGGACCUUCGGGAUUCUCCAGGUCACCAGGCUCUUCUUCUGCUCUGUAUCCAUCUGCGUCAUCGCCUCUGUUUCAGACGUCUGGUUCAUCAAGCCGAUGCACUUCUAAAAAAAUUUCAGACGGAAGACGGGCACACAGAUGCAUCAGCAGAAACCAGCACAACUGCUGUAGAGAAUCAGGCAACUGAAGACGCCACGGACAGACAGGACAUAGAAGAGACGGGGGAUGUACUGGCCUUCCCUGCACGAGACAUUGCUGAGCAGCUCACGUUAUUAGAUGCUGAGCUCUUUGUCAAAGUGGUUCCAUUUCACUGCCUUGGCUGCAUUUGGUCUCAAAGGGACAAGAAAGAGAAUCGAAAUCUAGCGCCUACAGUCCGUGCCACCAUUGCCCAGUUCAAUGCCGUCACUAACUGCGUUAUAACCUCUCUGCUGUGCCCUCCUUCCACAUCCCCUUCCGGUUCCCCAUCCUGCACUCGCAGCGCCCCUACACAUAGGGCAAAGAUUAUUGAGAAGUGGAUCUCUGUGGCUCAGGAGUGCCAUCAGUUGAGAAACUUCUCCUCUCUAAGAGCCAUCUUAUCUGCUCUUCAGUCUAAUGCUGUUUACCGGCUAAAGAAAACUUGGGCGGCAAUCAGCAGGGAGAGUUUGGCUGCCUUUGAUCACCUCUGCGACACAUUUCCUGAUGAGAACUGUGUGCUGGUCAAUCGAGAUAUUCUUGUAGAGGAAGGAAACCAGGCAGCUGAUGUAGACACUCAAACCGCUCCAAAGUCUCCCAGACUCAGUCCUACAUCUGAGAACAUGACCCCCUCCAGCGGUGAGGUGCCAUACCUGGGCACUUACCUGACUGUUCUCACCAUGUUGGACACAGCACUAAGUGAUAAUGUAGAGGGGGGUCUCAUCAACUUUGAGAAGCGUAGAAAAGAGUUUGAGAUUCUGUCUCAGAUCAAGCAACUGCAGGCAUCAUGUGCUCACUACAAACUCCAGUCACAUCCUCACAUCAUUUCCUGGAUCAACAGCGGCAUACCUCUUUCUGAUCAGAAGAGCUAUGAGUUGUCAAGAGAUCUGGAGCCACCAGUUGACCCCUGUCCCAGCUCUCCCAACCCCUGGAGCCACCGGCUCAUCACCAAGAAACUGACCUCAUUGCUGUCUGGCAGUGAGAACUCAAAGAAGACUUUUGCUGAUCAGAUCAGUGUAUCGUCCUCUGGCUCCAGUGGCUCAGAGAUGGAAGAUCUCAGCAGCCCCAACCUCUCACCACUUAGAUACAAAGUACAGUCUGUAUCCUGUCAGGACAUCUCAGUAGACACAGCUACCUCCUCUCUGACUCCGCCCAGCUCUUUUCGUAGAUGCCUACAGGCGGAUAUCUCUGUCCUGAACCCUGACAGCCCCUCCCCUACCUCAUCUACAUCAUCUUCAUCAUCAUCCUCUCCCUCUCUCAAGCAUCCCAUGUACAACAAGCAGGUCGCUGAUUCUUGUAUCGUCAGAGUCAGUGUGGAAUUUGGCAACAAUGGAAACGUUUAUAAAAGUAUUUUGAUAACCAGUCAGGACAAGACAGCUCAGGUGAUUCAGAGAGCUCUGGAGAAACACAACUUGGAAGAGAUGAGCUGCCAAGAAUUUAGUCUCACACAAGUGCUUUCCAGUGACAAAGAGUUGCUGAUCCCAGACAAAGCCAACGUGUUCUAUGCCAUGCGCACCGCUGCCAACUUUGACUUUGUGCUUCGCCAGCGUUACAAAAAUCUCGGCAGAGCGCCUGGCUCAUCCUGGAGUCAUGGAGCAGUUCGGAGGUCCCGCAAGUAACAGAACCUCGAUGACAACUCACAGCAUAGUGGAAUAAUACAUGAAAAACUUUAAAGUGAACAAAGACUAUAUAACCACAUGGAUGACUGUGAUGAGCGGGUGACUACUGGAUGUCGAAGCUCAGAUAAAUUUAAAAACAGACUGAUGGAUGCAUCACUGAGCUCUGAAGCAUCCUGGAGUCACAAGUUAUGACAACAUCUCACUCAGUAAUGUCUCAUUGACAAAUAACAAGGAAACUGUAGCACAGCUGCCACAAUAACAGUUCUGAUUUAAAACCAGUUAAAACUGGAGGAAGAAAGACUCAUUUGAAAUGAAGACCUAGAGAAGUUGCAAUAAUUGGCCACAUCUGCUGCCAGUUUAUUCAGAGGUUUUGCCUUGAAAUGGGAGGUCACACAUAUACCUGAGAUUUACUGAGGAACAUCUGUCUGUAGGUGGAUGAACACAAGUAUGGCUUACAAAUGCAAGCUUUUAUGUAGCUAAUAUUCAGCGAUAGGUAAAAAGUGAAAUUUAUAUUAUAUUUAGGUUGUUUUCUAAGUGACAUAAUAAAAAUGUUUAUAUAAUAUAUUUUAUUUAGUUUUAAUACAAUUUUAAUAAAGAUCACAUUAUUUUAAUGUUUUGAUGCAUUUCAGUUUUAGAGUAUUUAAUUUAACUUUUAUGUGUGCUAAUUCAUCUCUUUUUGUUGUUCUGUGUUCUGUAUAGUGCUGUUUUUUUCUUUCAGCUCUUUCUUUUUAAUUUUUUUAGCUGUAUUUAUGUGCAAUAAUCUCAAACCUAUAAGCUGUUUCUUAAUGUUUUAAGACUUUUGGCAACUGUGCCGAAUCUUUGUCUGAAUGAAGUGAUGCUUGCACUUCUUUAUCACUUGUUUUUCUCAAGUUGAAUAUGUUAAUUUGUAUUUCUGGUAGUGUCAAAUGAAGUAACUCAUCCAUAUUGGAUAUCUUGUGACUUUCUGAGCAAAAUGCAAUUCGGAGAACUGAAGAGCACUGGGUGCACUAGAUGAAUCUCACCGACUGUGUAUGUGUUUUGUGAAAGUUAAA
Molecule: messenger RNA, 3848 nt
Organism: Cyprinus carpio (common carp)
Lineage: Eukaryota; Metazoa; Chordata; Actinopteri; Cypriniformes; Cyprinidae
Product: ral guanine nucleotide dissociation stimulator-like 1
Exons: 19
Coding region: 478-2817 (779 amino acids)
Biological process (GO): Ras protein signal transduction; positive regulation of GTPase activity
Cellular component (GO): plasma membrane
Molecular function (GO): guanyl-nucleotide exchange factor activity
Source: RefSeq, a predicted model, not a curated record